Messenger RNA from Stegostoma tigrinum, 1608 nucleotides. Its product is annotated as transmembrane protein 272-like. NCBI's taxonomy places the organism in Eukaryota, Metazoa, Chordata, Chondrichthyes, Orectolobiformes, Stegostomatidae. The record is from RefSeq and is a predicted model, not a curated record. Bases 719 to 1282 code for a protein of 187 amino acids. The transcript is spliced from 5 exons.
AUGUAUCAAGCGUAUUGUGUAAAAUUGUACAAACCGAGUCGUUCUUCAGUCAAGAUUGAGGCACCCUGCAAUUUUCCCGCAUUUGCUUUUAGCAACUAACUAUCUGAACAGACAUUUCAUUUUAAUGGCUGAGGUGCCCAGAUGAUUACUCCCACACCGUUAACAAACAUGUGUGGCGGUGCGGGGAUUCAGCGUUUACAUCCGUUCGAUAGUGUAUCUGACCAUAAAACCAAAAGCAUAAAAGGAAGACAUCCUGGUGCCAAAACAGAAGCUGCUUAAGGUUCUGUUCCCCCACGGUGCCCCCUCAUGGUGUAGUAGUAGGUAUUGAUUGAAGGGAGCAGUGUUAUUGACACUACACAACCCAGCACCCAGUGUUUGCAUCGAAAGCUCUUCAUCAACAGCGGCAUUUUUUUUGCAACAUUGCAGCCUGGUUAAGAAUCCAACAACAUGUAGCGGGGCGGGGAAGCAGCAGGCGGGCUGGAGACAAUGCCAGCUCUGAAAGACUAGAGGGGAACCUCUACCACCUGAACACAGAGGUGCAAGUUCUUGAGCGGGUCUGUGCCUGAAAUCGGAGCAUCUGCAGCAAAGUCGCCCCCCCUACUGACUGACUGUGUGUUGUGGAUUUCUCACACCCGGUGUGGGUUGCUCGCGGCUUAAACUGAGAUCCGCCGGCUCAACAUAAUUCAGAGGUGGCCUGGGCAAGAGAAAGAUUGAAAUAAUGUCUGCUGGUGUGGAAAAAGCUUGCCAUCGAUGUAUUUCAAAAAUUGCCAGCAAUGCUUGUUUAAUCUUUGGGCUCCUUGCCUUCCUUGCAGUGCCACUGUCAAUGGCGUUUGUGGGGAUGAAGUUCCUGGACAGUUGCCCUAUUCAGCCAUUGAUUCCUUUGUAUUUGCUGGUUGGAGGAAUCAUCGGCAGUUUGAAGGUUACCCUCCUGCUCUAUGAUUCUGCAAAAAUGAGACAACUUCUUUCCAAAUCUGUUAUGAUUGGCGACGAUGAUGAUGAUGAAUAUCCUUGGCGACAAAAUCUUCACCGAUAUUACAUCCAUGUUACCCUCAGUCUGUUCCUGUUUGUGUGGUUUAUAUUGGGAAACUACUGGGUAUUCUCUGCAUAUCUGCCCAAUUUUAUUCCCCCUUUUCACCAGCCUCAAGAUUACUGUGAUAAAACUGUGUACAUCUUCUCAGUGGUUGUCCUGGUCAUAAGUCACACAGUUCUAGGCCUUUUGGUUCUGUGCAGUUGCUGCUUAUUCUCUUUCUCAGAGCAAAGUGAUGAUUCAGAAGAAGAAUGAAAAUCAGGCUGAACAUUAAGUACAUGAAAAUAUGAUUAAAAUACAAAUGUCUGAUAAAACUGCACAGUUUCAUGAAGGUCAGAACUGGAUGGGCUAUUCCUCUUAUUUUCAGGGCUGUUUAUAAGUAACUGUCUUCUCUGCUGUGCCCUAUGUCAUAUUCUGUCCAUGUAGACCUUAUUGAAAAUGCAGGCUAGAUUUAGGCAUGUGCAGCCUUGCAACAAUUAUAGAACAUAGAACAUAGAACAUAGAACAGUACAGCACAGAACAGGCCCUUCAGCCUACAAUGUUGUGCCGACCAUUGAUCCUCAUGGAUGCACCCUCAAAUU